GUAAAAAGCCUUGAAAAAACUGAAUAAUAAGAGUUGUCUCAAUAUAGUGAUACAGCUCCAAUAUACAAUCUCUGCUUUGCAAAGCUCUAGAACACAAAAAAAGAUGACUGUUUAAAAUCAUCAAUGAAACAUGUUCAUAUUCUAUUUACUGACUUGAAAAGAUCCUGUUCAGAUAAAAAUCUCUGAAAGUUUUGAUGUCUAGAAGAACAGAAUUUGCUGAUACUGCUGGCAUAGAAUUCAUUCUAGUAAAGAUCAAUAAAAAUUGAAACAUUUUUAUUUUCAUGAUAUGUAGGCAAAGUAGUCUGAGUCACAUAAAAUCACACAUUACCAGGCAGCACUGUGAUAGUAGAAGAGACUAGCAGAAGACUGCAGGAAGUUGGCUUUCUUUCAAAAUCCCUUAUUUGGAAAGGAUCCUUGUGUGUAUCUAAAUACAUGUUACAUUAGAAAAUAACAGUGAAUACUCUCAUAGAAAGACAGCUUAGCUUUAGUCAUGAUAACUUAGCUCAUGCAAACAUUUCUGUAAUUAAGCAGGUACCGCUUUUCUUUCAGGCCUAAAGUGCAUGACAUUAAACCUAAGUUAAAAUAGAAGGUGUAGUAGAGUGGGAUGAACAUCCCCACUAACCAGCCCCAUUGCCCACGUUCACUGGUGAUACCAGCACUUCAGCAGAUAAAACAGGGUUAAAAUAAUAUUUAUAAUCUAAUCCAUCGGGUGGGAAAUUCAUGCUAAAGAGGAAAUAGGAAUGUCAGGCCUAUAACAGACUAACAAUGAGAGGAGCUGGAAUGUAUUGAUUAAAAGAGAUUUAGGAAAAUAUACACACAAAUAUUUCAGGGAAAAGAAACAGCUAGAAACACAUUCAAACUAAAAGAGUGAGGACAAAGAAGCAGCUUUGCAAUGAAUAUCCCUGGUUAAGUGCUGAACCUCAGGCCAAAGACCUAAUAAAUCUGAUAUCCACAGAAACUACAAAGAGAAAAGAGGGUAAAAAACCACUAGACAUACUCUUCAGCUUGCAUCAUAUAUGUAAACAAGGUAGCAGAAUACAUAAAUAACAUGAAGUGGUGUCAGACAAUCACAGGACAGUGGACACAUACUGCUUACUUUUCUACCAAGUGAGAGUUAGCACUUGAGAGAAUGUUUAAUAAAUUCCCAAACUGCCACUGAAUUUUGAGAAAAGCAUUGAGAGUUCCUAAUCUGGUAUCCAGCUUUUACACAUUAAAUACAAGAACAGACACAAAUACUGCUCCGGAGCCAAAUACAACUUAUGCUGAGCUUCGCAACUAGCCUGGAAGCUAGACCAAGGCUUGGGCUAAUUUUGCUUGCUGAAACAAGCUGUUGCUAUUUGGUAUUGAAGGGAAAAAAAUAGGGGAAAAAAACCAGCAACAAACCAGGCAGAGUAAAAGGAAGGGAUCAACAAAGCAGCAGAUGAAAAUAGGGGAAACGUUUUAGAGGCUGCUGUGGAAGAGUGGAAACUCUCUGAGGAGAGGAAGUAGGUGGAUUGAAGGAGCCAGACAGCUAACAGUGGGCAGGGAGGCAAAAGGCAAAGCAGAAUGCAGUUUUCCUAAGGCAUUUUUGUAUGUGUGGCUUCUUUCCGUCUUUGCCUUUUACUAAAUUGAGAUCAUCACACUCUUCUGCAAGCCCAGCUUUUCUCUGGAGAAGGGUACAGAGUUCAGCCACGUGAUGAUUUGGUCUCUGAAUGAGACCCUUGAGGAUUUACUAAACACACCCCUUGAUUAUUCCAGAAAGCACCUUUUUACUCCAAAUAUCUCUAUGCACAACUGUCAGUAGAACCCUGCAUAUCAGCUUCAGGCUUGUGGUAAAUUAAGAGUUAAAAUGCUGCUGUAAAGCAAUUUUAUCUCUGUGUUGGGCUGAGGCUGAAACUGAGUCAUGUGUGCAUAUUUGGGUACGUCACACCCUCUUGCUGUAGUAGACAAAGAACAAAUUAGUUCCUUACCAUAAACCUCAUGCUUACAUGCUUCUGGAUGCUUCUGGAGGACAGAUCAGUCAUUCUUUAUUCCCUUACAGAGGGGAAAAAAACCCCACAAAACGCCUCUUGAGAUGAACUAGCACAGCACCAUUGUUCAGCUGGCUGGAUUUCACACUCUACAAUGAAGAUACUGUUUUUCACUGGACUGCUCUCUUUUACCUCCAGUCUUUGCACUACAGCUUCAGAAUUUUCACGGAAUGGCUCUGCAAUUAAAACAGUGUCUCUUAUCAAAACUUUUCGUGGAAUUUCAGCGAGAGACUGUGAUUACAUCCCCCCUUAUGCUAUAGAAGGGGAAACAACAACCAUCCAUAUCAGAGAAAACAAAUGCACUUCAAACAAGUCAAAUGACUCCACGUUAACAGAAGUGAGCAACACCACACUGGAGUACCUCACCAGCUCUCUGAGCACCAAGUUAAUACCUGCCAUCUACAUCAGUGCUCUUUUAUUGGGUGUACCAUCUAAUGCCAUCAUUCUGUGGAUGCUACUCUUCAGGAUCCGCUCCGUGUGCACUGCUGUCCUCUACACAAACUUGGCUGUUUCAGACCUGCUCUUCUGCAUCAUACUGCCCUUCAAAAUAGCUUACCACAUCAACGGGAACAACUGGAUAUUUGGGGAGACCAUGUGUCGAAUGACCACGGCGGUGUUUUACGGCAACAUGUACUGCUCCAUUCUGCUGCUCACGUGCAUCAGUGUCAGCCGCUACCUGGCCAUUGUUCACCCCUUCACCUACAAGAGCCUCCCAAAGCGCGCCUACACCAUCACGGCCUGUGCUGCUGUGUGGGCCAUCGUCUUCCUGUACAUGCUCCCGCUUGCCAUCAUGCAGCAAAGCUAUUAUGUGAAGCAACUGGACAUUUAUACCUGCCAUGACCUGCACAGUGCCUGUGAAACUGUGUCUUACUUCCAGUUCUACUACUACGGGUCCUUAGCUGUAUUCGGGUUUUUAAUACCGCUUGCAACUAUCGUCUUCUGCUAUGUCUCAAUUAUACAAACACUCAAGACUCAUGAAUGGUUCUGGUAUGUUAAAGUCAGUCUUUUGAUUCUUACCAUCUUUGCUAUUUGCUUUGUGCCAAGCAAUAUUAUCCUUAUUAUCCAUCACAUCAACUAUUACUAUUACAACACAGAUAAGUUGUACUCUUUUUAUCUAACUGCUUUAUGUCUUAGCAGCCUAAACAGUUGUCUGGAUCCUUUCCUUUAUUUUCUGAUGUCAAAAAUUAGAAGUCACUCCAAUAUUUAUCUGACAGUGGUCAAAAUAUCCAGGGAAAAAUGAAUUUAUUUCUAUUACUGAAUUAUGGUUUUGUAUAGUACUAACAAAGACAGCAACAAAUCUCAGGUGCAACUUUUAUACUUCAAGUAAAGUGAGUUAGAAAACACAAUCUCAGUUAAAUUUACUUCCUUCCACAAGGAAUAUCUCCAAAAAUACACUUCUCCAGCUCUAUAACUUUAUUACACGUGUUGCAACACCUGUGUACCUAGAUUCAGGGAAGUAGCUCUGCACCUCCAUUUCCUUCUGAGAUCACUUUCUGGCCAUGGAGAAGCUGCCAGGGUAUCAGUCACCACAGCUUCUAAAUACCAGAGGAGGAGUCAGCAUCCAAAGAGCACUUCUAGGGCAAUUCAUGACACUUCAAAUUAGCCCUCAGCCAACAAUCACGGCAAGAACAGUGUUUAAAAAACAAGUUUUUGCCUGGUGAAAAUGGGAACAAGCACUUUCUACAUGCCUGGGACCAGUCAAGAGCAAAUACUGCCCUGGAUGUUGGAAAUACAGAGUCCCCAUAGGUUCACAAAACAGUAAGUCUACAGCCAUGGACACAGAACCUGACUCUUGCAAGGCUACCUCUCCCAUGAGGCUGCUUAACCAGCUCUGGACUGUAGACUUGUUCUUCGACUUUGUCAGCGCCUGCACUUCCCUAACCCACAGGGAUUGCUGGCAGCUAACCCUUAUCAGUGUGAACCCAGGCAUAAAUUACUCUUGCUUGGUAAGCAAAACAGGGAAACUAUUUUGUAGUAUUCUCUAUUUCAACAUCCUCACAUGAAAUACCUACAGUGUUACAAAUACUGCAGCUAGUUACCACUGACUAUUAGUAAAACAAUGGGUCAAUUUUUACCUUUACAGAAACUCAAAACCUACUUAUAUACUAAGUUCCUAGAAAAUUACCUCAGUGAUUGUCAUUUGAAUUUAUAACUGCAGCAUGUAAGUGAGGAUACAAAUGUUUUAUGUUGUUUUGAUAAUAGUAUUGUAAAAAAACUUUACUUAAAUAAAAUGAGUUGCAUUGGAAAAUGUCUCAAGGGAAUUUGCAGCCUGGUGAGGGUCCCCUUUUUCUAUUUCUUCUGGCUCUUAAUUUAGGUUAGUUUUAAUCCCGCCAUUCCUUCAACAUGCAUAAGAACAAAUUUUAAAGAUAACUCUAAAAUAAUUCAAUUUCAAAAUGUUGAAAAUAUUAUUGAGGUGAACCUAACUAAAACCUCUGUACCUAUCACACAAAAAAUGCUACAGCCAAACAUAGUCAUUUGGUCCAUCUGUUUAAUUUUCCAGUUAUCCACAAUAUGCUCCCUUAAGACAGAGCUUCUCUUCACUGGGACCUGAAUAUAUUUGGCUUGAAAAGGCUUUCAGAACUGUUAAAAGCUGUGGUUUAAGAUUUACAGGACAAAAUUAGUUCCAGGUUUGCGUUUUCAGUUUCAAGCAAGGAACAAAUAGGUCAGAUCUGAGAUAAGGACUUCAGAUUAUAAGGAUAAUGAAUUCUGGCAGAUUUGGGUGCAGACUCCCCCAGAUCACCACAGCUAAGGGGAAGUGACAGCAAGCUGCCUACAAUAAGUGAGUAGGUUUGAUGCAUAUGUUUUUCCAGAUGUUGGGGCAGGAAGUUUAUAGGAGAACUAUCUGAUCCUUGUAAAUGAAAUAUUUCCUUUUACUACAGCUCACUCUUAAAACAUGCUAAACACAAAUUCUGGCAGAUCUGCUUUAUAAACAGGGAUCAGAAAAAGUGGAAAAUAGACAGACUUCAGAAAUUGCACUGUCUUUACAAUUGUGUUUGGAUUUUUUUUUAAGGAAAUGUCAGUCUAAAUCGUAUUUUUACCUAAAGAAUGGUCAUAUCUAUGAUUGAUCACUGUAAAGAGUAAGUAUGCAUCUGAGUGUUUCUUUUGGGAGCACUGUGUCUUGUUUGCUUCUGAAACAGGAGCAACAUUCCUGUUCACAGAGAAGAUGUUCUAAGUAGUUGCCAAAAGACUGCAAAACCAAAAUAUCUCAGAAGACAAAGGCCAGCAGAAGUCUCUAGGAACAUGAAAAAUCUUAUGAUGAGAAGACUUCAAAGAGAUUGUACAAUUUUUGUUCCAAAAUUUGGAAACACUCCUUUGUUUCCUAUGAGCACAUUCACACCAGGACAGGAGUAGGCAUCAGGUUUGCAUCUGGGGAGCACUGGGACAGCUGGCAGGAGUGAGGCAGGAGUGAGCAGUAGGACUGCUGUGUGCAGGCACCUGUGGGCUGUAGGUCUGUGCCUUGGGGACAUCCUGGCUCACUGGGCAUACACAUGGCAUGUCCUGGGUCAGCACUGGGCAGCCAGCACCCUCACUGUGCACAAUCAUUGACCCCAGCCCAUCCAGGACAGCUGAAGUCAGAAUGCACGAAACCCUCCCCAGCACAUAUGGAGAGAGAGAAAGCUUUUCAGCACUGAGGGCUCAGUGAAAGCAGCCCUUACCUGGGAACCCUGGUGAGAAAUUGAUUUGAGCAAACACCUUUCAAAAGUUCUGACAGCAUGGUUUCACAGCAGGUACCCCAGGUGAGGUGACACAAAUGCUGGAAGACACUUUACAAGCCGAAGUUUGCAGACUUUCCCCAGCUUACCAUGUUACCUCAGGGACACAUUGUGUGAAUUUUAAUUAUGUUUUCCAGACACUGGACAUUUUAAGUGGCGUGCUAGUCCUGCAAGCUGCCAGAUUGAUCUUUGUUUAUGCUUCUCUGAGCUGUAAUGCUAACCAGGCCACUGCUUUUGGGGAAGCAGACAGCAACAUCCAGGUGAGAUAGGUUUAAGCUGAGGGCACAUGCAAGACCAUCAGCUUGUUAUUGCAUGAUAAAGCUGGAAAAGAAAUAUGUACAAAACUCCGCUACAAUAAAACAACAUAAGCAAAGGAGACUCCUCAAAAUACUUCCCAAAGAUUUGUUAAAUAACACCACAAUUGUGACUUCUUUUUGGCAAAAACCUCACUUUCCAUCCAUAUUGUAGCUAUCUGCCUGACACAGUCAGGCAUUCAUACUGUAUUCUUAUACAUAUUCCUAACUGAGUACUUCUGCUGCCCGUAUUUUGUAAUAGCUGCAGCAACCUAGUAGAAUUAAAAUAAGUGAGAUUACAGCAUAGCAAGACAUAUGCAGAAAAUGCCUUAAUUUUAAUACAUUGAGAAUUAAUCCUUUUUCCCAGUCAGAAUAAGUUAUAAUGCAAAAUUACUUAGUGGCAGUUUGUUGUCACUGGCUUAUUUACAAUCUCACUGGGCAAAGAUAAUGCAAACAUCACAGGACCAGAACAGGGACACAGAAACAAGCGAAAAGAAUUGGCAUUUCACUUCUCACAGAGAACAACAGUAAAA
Molecule: messenger RNA, 6548 nt
Organism: Motacilla alba alba
Lineage: Eukaryota; Metazoa; Chordata; Aves; Passeriformes; Motacillidae
Gene: F2RL2
Product: coagulation factor II thrombin receptor like 2
Exons: 2
Coding region: 2104-3249 (381 amino acids)
Biological process (GO): blood coagulation; positive regulation of Rho protein signal transduction; phospholipase C-activating G protein-coupled receptor signaling pathway
Cellular component (GO): membrane
Molecular function (GO): thrombin-activated receptor activity
Source: RefSeq, a predicted model, not a curated record